UAGAAGAUCACGGUGACCGGGGAUCCGAUCGAAACCCCCCUUGUGAAACACAUCUUGUUCUCUUCUGCGGUAAAGAUGGCGGCGUCAGAGGGGGCGCGCAGUGGCCGGAGAACGGCAAAACCAUUCUGAAACCGUCUCUAUCUUACAGAAUACACCGUUUGGGUCGCCGUUGCCAUCUGCCUUGCGACCCGUUGGAUCACCGUUAGGAUUAGAUUAUUGCCAUACGCUUCGGUUUUUGGUCGUAUUGUCUGAGGCAGGGUGGGUGGGUUUCACUGAUAACUGCUAACGUUUGCUAACGGGGCAAGUGAGCGAGCUAAGACAGCAGCUAGCAGCUAGCAACGACUCGGCGAAGAGGGGCUGAGGAAGACUAUUCCGAACAGGCCGCUCCACUUGGGGGAUGUGAACUUGAGGUAGACAGGGGGUUUGCUUCGUCCCUGUAGUUGUUACACGAAAGUGUCGGGAUGGGACAACAGGUAGGCCGCGUUGGGGAGAGCACAUCAACCGCACUCCAGCCACCACAGCCGCACGCCGCGCCACAGCCGCACCAAGUCAAGGGGAACAGGGGGAGCAGCGCCGGGAGGAGACCCCGAGAAGUCGGCGGCACCACCGGGACACCGCCGGGCAGGACAGCUGCGGUUAACGUGCCGGACCCUGGGACUAAUAUCUUCACGAAACAUUCAGAAGCUCUGCACCGGCCCUUCGGCCUGGACGCGGCCGCGCUGACGGAGGCGGUACGCUGGAGCUCCAAGGAGAACCUGCUGGGGGCGGCGGAGAGCGACCCCAACCUCUUCGUGGCGCUCUAUGACUUUGUGGCCAGCGGCGACAACACGCUCAGCAUCACCAAAGGCGAGAAGCUGCGGGUGCUGGGCUACAACCAGAAUGGCGAGUGGAGCGAGGUGCGUUCCAAGAACGGCCAGGGCUGGGUGCCGUCCAACUACAUCACGCCCGUCAACAGCCUGGAGAAGCACAGCUGGUACCACGGGCCCGUGUCGCGCUCCGCCGCCGAGUACCUGCUCAGCUCCCUCAUCAACGGCAGCUUCCUGGUGCGGGAGAGCGAGAGCAGCCCCGGGCAGCUGUCCAUCUCGCUGCGCUACGAGGGCCGCGUGUACCACUACCGCAUCAACACGUCCUCCGACGGAAAGGUGUACGUGACGGCGGAGAGCCGCUUCGCCACGCUGGCGGAGCUGGUCCACCACCACUCCACGGUGGCGGACGGCCUGGUCACCACGCUGCACUACCCGGCGCCCAAGUGCAACAAACCCACCGUGUACGGCGUGUCGCCCAUCCACGACAAGUGGGAGAUGGAGCGCACCGACAUCACCAUGAAGCACAAGCUGGGCGGCGGGCAGUACGGCGAGGUCUACGUGGGCGUCUGGAAGAAGUACAGCCUCACCGUCGCCGUCAAAACGCUCAAGGAGGACACCAUGGAGGUUGAAGAGUUUCUGAAAGAGGCGGCGGUGAUGAAAGAGGUCAAACACCCCAACCUAGUCCAACUACUAGGCGUGUGCACCCUGGAGCCUCCCUUCUACAUCGUGACGGAGUACAUGCCCAACGGCAACCUGCUGGACUACCUGAGGGAGUGCGACCGCGAGGAGACCAACGCCGUGGUGCUGCUCUACAUGGCCACGCAGAUCUCCUCCGCCAUGGAGUACCUGGAGAAGAAGAACUUCAUACACAGGGACCUGGCCGCCCGGAACUGCCUGGUGGGGGAGAACCACGUGGUGAAGGUGGCGGACUUCGGCCUGAGCCGGCUGAUGACCGGGGACACCUACACGGCCCACGCCGGCGCCAAGUUCCCCAUCAAGUGGACCGCGCCCGAGAGCCUGGCCUACAACACCUUCUCCAUCAAGUCUGACGUGUGGGCGUUCGGGGUGCUGCUCUGGGAGAUCGCCACCUACGGCAUGUCUCCGUACCCCGGGAUCGACCUGUCCCAGGUGUACGACCUGCUGGAGAAAGGCUAUCGCAUGGAGCAGCCUGAGGGCUGUCCCCCUAAAGUCUACGAGCUCAUGAGGGCCUGCUGGCAGUGGAGCCCGUUGGACCGGCCCUCGUUUGCUGAGAUCCAUCAGGCCUUUGAGACCAUGUUCCAUGAUUCCAGCAUCUCUGAAGAGGUCGCAGAGGAGUUGUGCAAGACCUCCGGCCACGGUGGUCAGCCGCACAGCUUCGGCCACGACACGCCCCUGCUACCGUCCAAGUCCCGCACCCUCCGCAAGCACACGGACAACAAGGAGAACAUAGAGGGCGGGCUGGACGGCCGGACGGACCAAGGCUCGCACAGUCUCUCAGGUGUGGUCUCCACCGUGCUCGGGGUGGACGUCCGGUCGGGCUGCUCCCCGGCUCUGCCCCGCAAACAGCAGCCCCGGGACAAGUCUCCCGGCGGCCCGCUGGACGACGCCCAGGACGCCGGCACCUUCACCCGGGACCGCAAGACGGGCUUCUUCAGCUCCUUCAUGAAGAAGAAGUCCACGUCGUCCUCGUCCACCUCCGCCUCCCAGCUGCAGCAGAACGUCCCCACGCCCCCCAAGAGGAGCAGCUCCUUCCGCGAGAUGGAGACCCAGCCCCACAAGAAGUACGAGCCCACCGCCUCCUUCAGCGGACCCCCGCCGCUGCCCCAGCCGGACGUUCUGGGGGGGUUCUCGGCCUCCCCGUCCCACUCCCACGGCGAGCCCGCCCAGACCCAGUCUCGCUGCUGCGGGGCCACCUUCGGGCAGAAACCCGGCGGGGGGGCCCAGGUGGCCAGCGGCGGGGGCAGCGGCUGGGGCAGCCUGGCGGGCUUCUUCACGCCGCGCCUCAUCAAGAGGACCCUGGGGCUGCGGACGGGCAAGUCGGCCUGCUCGGACGAGGCGGUGGGCGGCCCCAAGGCCUUCCCCCGGUCCAACUCCACCUCGUCCAUGUCCGCCGGGCUACCCGACCUGGAGCGCAUGGCGCUGACUUUACCCAGGAACCGCACGGCCAAGCCCCCCCUGGAGAGGACCGCCUCCACCACCUCGCAGCCGGAGAACGGGGCCCCGAGGCCCUCGGAGGCCCCGUCGAGGAGGAUGGACGAGGGCACGGCGCAGAUCAGGGAGCGGCCCAAGGCCAAGCUGCUGCCCCGGGGCACCACGGGGGGGCUGAGGGGACCCGGGGUAGGGGGGGAGUCGGGGGAGUCGGACACUCUCUCCCGGGUCCGGGAGGAGGGCGGGGGGCAGGACCGGCAGCAGGCGCGGCCCUCCCCGUCGAAGACCUCCGUUUCGGGGGCGACCUCGGCGGCGGCCGGCGCCCCGCCCCCCCACAACCACAAGGUGCCGGUGCUGAUCUCCCCCACGCUGAAGCACGGCACCGCCGACGUGCACCUGGUGGGGGUGGACUCCCAGGGGAACCGCUUCAAGCUGCUCACCGACCACCAGGGGGAGCGGGACCGCCCGCGGCUGGUCAAGCCCAAGUGCGCCCCCCCGCCGCCGCCCACCCUGCGCGGCGUCUCCCACUCGUACAGCGGCGACGGCGAGGAGCAGAUAGCCGGGGCCCCCGCCGCCGCCGAGGUGAACGGCGACACGCUGAAGGGCCCCCACCGACCCGGGAGGACGUCGUCGGGAGGGACGGGGGCCGGGCGGCCGUCGGUGCCGCCGCCUCAAGUGCCCCCGGCGUCGUCUCCCUCCCUCUCUCCGUCGCCCUCGGCCGCCGCCCCCACCAACAACAACACCCCCCCCGCCAAGCUGGCCAACGGCUCGGCCCCCUCAGCCCUCCCCUCCACGGGCUCCAAGGCGGCCCUGCGACGGACCCGGCAGCAGGCCGAGCGGCCUCCCCAGGAGCGGGCGAGCCGCAAGGCCCUGCUGGAGUGCGCCGAGUGCCUGAGCCACGCCCUGCACGGCGGCCCCGAGAGCCCCUCCAGCAGCCAGGUGCUGGACUCUGGCCACCAGCUGCUGGGCUACUGCUCGGGGUACGUGGACCGCAUCCCCCAGAUGAGGAACAAGUUUGCCUUCCGGGAGGCGGUGGGGAAGCUGGAGCUCAGCCUGCAGGAGGUGAGGGCGUCCUCGGCGGGGGGCGCGGGGCUGAGCAGCCUGGGCUGCGGCCCGGCGUUGGACAACCUGCACAGCUGCGUUAAGGAGAUUAGUGAUCUGGUGCAGAGGUAGCCGACCCCCCCCCCCCCCACCACCAACGCCACCGCCGCCAACAACAGCAACACCUCCCUGGACAGCUCGACAGACUGCUUAUACCCCCCGCUCCUUUCAAUGCUCCGGGCAGUAGGGGCCGCUCUUCCGGGGGGGGGGGGACACAGUGGGAGGAGCCCCUCAAAAGUAUCUCAGAGAAAUCACUACAAAGCGUUCUUUUUAUUGUUUACAGAGAACUGUUUCCUAAGAUGCCGCUGUGGACGCUAAUGUUGCUCUGAACUGUACAUAUGCAAGAUGUUUGUACCAAACUAAAUGUGGAUCGUUAGCCUUCUUGCUGUCUGAAUGUGGGAGUGGGGGAUCAUCUGUGGGUAUCCAUUCCCACGAGUAGCGAAAGAAUAAGCUUGAUUUGUGUCGGUUAGUCAGUCGUACACUGAGGAAGGUGUAGAUGGUGGUUUUGACCCAGUCUGAUUUGAAACCAAGGUGCCAGUUUUCCCAAGCCAAGACGAAUGACAAUAUAUUUUGUAUCUAUGGGGACCAUCCUUUCAGUAAGUAUUUGGGUUUACCUCUAGUGUUUAAUCAAUCAGUGUUUUGGCCAACAGUGCUUUCAUGCCAUUGUUACCUGAAUCUGGUGGAUUUUAAUCGGCAGUCGCAGUCUAGAAAUCAUCCAAUAGUUGGAUCUAUCUUUCCAAUGUGCCAUUUCUAGAUGCGUUUCCAAACUGGGGAAGAUUAUAGGAGAAUCGAUUGGGACACACGGGUCAAUUGAAGAGUUUGAGUUAAAUGUUCUGUUUAAUUAUCUAGGCUCAAUAGAACAAUAAGCAUGAUGAAUAACACAUUCAUUAUAUUACUUAUAACCCUUUUUAAGAGAUUAAGUUGGGGAAAUAUGGUUGUCUUUAGUUUUAACCACAGCAAUUUGUUUUGGAUGUGACUUGACUAACUUCACUUCUCACCACAGCACACACUACACAAGGGGGGGGAAUGAAUCCCUUUUAUUCCUUAAGCAUUUCAAAAACUAUAUUUAUGUCCAGUUUGUCUUGCACACCACAAUAAAGGUUGAACAGUACAGCGAGGAGACAGCACAGGGUAGCACACUCAGAGGCGACUUGGGACUAUAUAUAUAUAUACCUACAAGUGUCCUUGGAUAUACGGACAGAGCUGGAUUCCCUUACAGCCUCGUCGUGGCCUCAGUGCCUCGUUUUAAUUAACGCUGCAGAAAGACUACACGGCCGCCUGCUCACAGGAGCCACACCGGAUCGCUCCCUACGCAAACAAACUGCAGUUAUGUCUUCAGCACAUGAGUGAUAUGUACAUUAUUGGGUUUAAAAGAAUAAAGCGUUUUAGAAUGUCUUUAUGUCCGAACUUGAAUUUUAAAUUAUUAUUAUUUUUUUUUUCUUUUUCUUUUUUAAAGCACAGACCUAUUUUGACAACAAAAAUGUUAUGUAAAUAUUUGAUUUAUUUCAUAUCCAGAAAAUACAUUUCUAUGUGUGGUCACAUGGUUGUUCAGAGCAGUGUUUUUUUUCUUUUUCAACUGAAAAGAUGUACUGCAAGACUGAGGCCCAUUCAAGCCCCCCAUCUAAUAUAUCUGCAGUAUGAAUGUAUUACUCUGUGGUUCGGUCCUGAACCUGGUCAAAUGUCUUUAUUCUCUUCAGUUGACAAAGGCGCGGUGCCAUAUUGUGUGUUAAGUAUUUAUUGAUCCAUGGCCUCGGUUUAUCAUUGCAUCUAUGAUGGAUGUCCCGUUUACAGCAUUUUACGAACUACAAAUUUGCACCAUGCUCGUGAGACAUGCAUACCGCCUGGUCCUCUCUCAUUAUAGCCAUUUCUCUAUUUAACGUCUUCUGUAAAUUUGGCUCAAAUUGAAAUGUACACUGGAUAAAGCCAAUGGCGCAUCACUCGGUGUCUGAACAAUGUAGCCCUAUGACAUUUGAAUUAUCAAUGUUGAUUUCACUCAAUGAUCAGGAGAUGUAUGUUUGAAUCCUGCACAUUUCAUUCGGCUUACAAUGUGCCUCUGAUGAAUAAAAUGCCUGAAUUCCUGCCAAAUGGAAAAUCUGUUUUUGUUUUUUUUAAUGUGAGGUUCAAGUGAAUAGAAGGUGGUACUGCGAGGGUCAUCCAAUGAGAACCUCAUGAUUCAUUGUGCCUUUGUAUGAAAAUAAAAGCCCUCGUUUGGUGCACUUUUUCAGUUACAGUUAUGGGUAACAUGAUGACGGCCUUUAAAAAAAGAAAAAUUAAAGUAAUUGGAUAAGCACCACAAAAUACUUGCUUUUGAUUGGUUUAAUGGUCCAGCUCCCACUUGAAAAGGAAAUGUGCAAUUUUGUUUAUUUGCUAACUUAUUUAUGGCCAUCAGAUAAUGUACAGAGGAUCCCGGCUGUUCCAUGGUCCCGGAAUCUGAUUAAAAAUAUUUGCUUCAACAGUAAUGUCUGCUUUUCUUGACCGAUAGUAAUUUGGGCUCUUAUGAUGCAAUUCUUUCCAGGAUACUGCAUUUUCCUCCUAGUUUAAUGGGUCGUUUUUUUGUCGAGGAACCUUUGCCUACAGGAGCAGAUUUCUUCAACAAAUUAACCUUUGAGGAGACCAGUUGAGAUUUAUUUGUAUGUGUGCUAUCAGGCUAUGAACCAAGUCGCACCGUGGCUCAAUGCUAAUACCUUGCUCCAAUCUAAGGUCGGAACCCAUGGUAUAUUUUGUGUUUUGGCUAUAAAUGAUCAGGCUAUGUCCCCAGCCUGCUCAGGACAAACUUCUGAUUGUGUUUAUUUAUGCUGCCUGUAUUUAUAUUGUUAAUGGAUUUUCUUUCCUUUCAGUUAUGCUUUUUUUUAUCAGAAGAUAACAUGUGUGUACACAUAAUACCAAAGGCCACUUCUUCAGUUGUUGAGUGCAAUGAGAACACACACACACACACACACACACACACACACACACACACACACACACACACACACACACACACACACACACACACACACACACACACACACACACACUGCAGAUGUGAAUCUAAACAGGGAUGAAAAUACAGCAGAGAUGUUAACAUAUUAACUCAUUCUAUUGUACAAAAUAAAUUUUGUUUUUUAUUUAAUGCUCAUGUGUAUUACUGUGAAGUUCUCAUCAGUGUUAAACCUAUUGUAAAUAAUAAAGUUAUUGCCAAAUA
Molecule: messenger RNA, 7218 nt
Organism: Gadus morhua (Atlantic cod)
Lineage: Eukaryota; Metazoa; Chordata; Actinopteri; Gadiformes; Gadidae
Product: tyrosine-protein kinase ABL2
Exons: 11
Coding region: 462-4106 (1214 amino acids)
Biological process (GO): protein phosphorylation
Molecular function (GO): protein binding; non-membrane spanning protein tyrosine kinase activity; ATP binding
Source: RefSeq, a predicted model, not a curated record